UGUGUGCUUAGAUUUUACAGAUGAUGGCUAGUUUUGUAAGUAAACGUGAUAUUGAUGAGGAAAGAAGAAUAUUAAACCAACAACGUGCAAAGGUUUUGGAAGCUGCAAAAUCUCUAAGCGUGAAACAACAACAAAAGAAAGAAGAUCGUAAGAGGAGAGGUGAAGAUCAAUGGAUGUUGAAAUCACUGGAGAAGCGAGUUGGUUCCAAUCCUCCAAAGCUUUCAAAGAAGGAAAAAAAACAUAAAAAACAUAAAAAGCAUAAAAAGAAAAAACCGUCACGUGAAUCAACCAGUGGUGAAAGUGAAGCAAGUGAAGACAUGUGGGUGGAAAAGAAACAUUCGCCACAAGGACAACAUGAAGAAGAUAAUUGGAAGGAAGAAGAUUUUUUAGCUGGAAUAAAAACAGUGACAUCUGCAGACAUUAGGGAAGAGAAACGAAAGAAAACAGAAGAACUUAGUAAAUCUUUAAAAUCCUUGUCAUCCAUUGAAUCUGCGGGUCAGCAUGAAAAGGAACUUAAUCCAUAUUGGAAAUCUGGAGGUUGUGGAUUGCCUUCGGAAGAGAAAAAGUCAUCUGUUCUAGUUCCUGAUGCUAGUUGGUUGAAGCGAUCUUUGAAGAGAAUGCAAGAGCAAAGUAAGGAGACAGGUAGGAGCGUAGAGGAAAUUGCAGCGGAUCGUUAUGGAUCUUGGGAAGCCUUCCAAGAUUUGUUGUCUAAAGCUGAAAAAACAAAUAGCAGCAGUUGUCGUGGUAAUCAACCUAAACGAUCGGAAAAAAGGCGAUUUUUAAAACCAUCUGAUGAUGAUAGACAACAACAUAAAUCGUAUCCAACAUCACGACACAAAUCGUAUCAAGAUUCUCAUUCUGCAUGGAAGAAACAUGAUUCUAAACCAACUUCAACAACUUAUGAAGGAAAAACUUUUGCAUCAAAGGUAAAGGAAGAUGUUAAAGCUCAAACUAAAGAUUCUAAAUAUGAAAGGAGUGAUGAUAAAAGUGAGAAAAAUGUUGAAACCGAAAGGUGUGCAGAAGUUAAAAGAGAGGUUAAAAGAACUACAAGCAGUAUUGUCACCCCACAAGUUUCUAAUUCUGUAACUAGACUGACUGAAGAGGAAAAGAAUAAGAUUGCUGCCAAAAUUAUUAAAGCUGAGUUAAUGGGAAAUGAUGCUUUGGUGACAAAGCUUAAACUGAAACUAGAGUCCUCAAAACAGGCAGAAAGUGUUUCUAAUAUAACACCUUCCAAAACAACAACAAGUUCCUCACAUAAAGAUGAAGAUAGUUCAUCUAGUUCAAGUGGAAGUAGUGAUGAAGAAGUGGUUCUGACUCGUACAAAUAAAACAGGUCAGUCGUGGCCUGUCACUCAGUCCGAACUUUCAUUUGACUCUGUCCCGAAAAAGCUGAAGAAAAAGAAAGUGAAAGUUCAUGAUAAGGAUGGGGUAAGAGAAAGAUACUUUGCUGAUGAUGAUCGCUUUACUUUGAAAGAAUUGGUUGAAAGAGAGAAAACAGGAGCUGCUGAAGAUCAAACACAAACUAUGUCUCGUUUGACAUCGAAGUUGUUCAAAGGAGCAGAUGGUGAACACUUUACAUUGGAUGACAUGUUUGAAUCAGAAGCCGGAAAAGUAAAUUCGUCGACGCAGGAAGAUGCAAGGAACAGAAAACGAGCAAUCGCGAAUCAUCAACGCCUCAUGCGCCGCUUGGAAAGUUGCAAAUUUUGUUUUGGGAAUUCUGAAAAUCCUAAACACUUGAUAAUUGCGAUUGGGCGUGUGUGUUAUUUACGGUUGCCGUCACAUCGUCCUCUGCAGCCUGGUCACUGUCUUAUUGUUCCCAUGCACCACUGUAAUACGGGGACUUCACUUGAUGAAAACAUUUGGGAUGAAAUAAGAAAGUUUAUGCAGUCACUUAGGAAUAUGUUUUUAAAACAAGACAGUGAUUGUAUUUUUAUGCAAACUUGUAUCAUGCUCAAUAAAUCGCAUCAUUUUGUAGUUGAAUGUGUUCCUCUCCCAAAAGAACUUGGUGAUGUUGCUCCGAUUUAUUUUAAGAAAGCGAUUCAGGAAUGUGAGACUGAGUGGUCACAGAACAAAAAACUGAUAGACACUCGUGGAAAAAGUGUUUGUGACAAAAUUCCUGCCGGCCUGCCGUAUUUUGCUGUUGAGUUUGGGCUGGAUGGUGGUUUUGGACACGUGGUCGAGGAUGAAAUCAACUUUCCAUUUUAUUUUGGGCGAGAAAUCUUGGGUGGAAUGCUUGAUGCAGAACCUCAGUUAUGGAGGAAACCACAUGAAGAAUAUUUUAAUGAACAAACUAAACGAACACUUGAAUUUGAAAAGUGGUAUAAAGAAUUUGAUUGGACAUCAAUUGAAAUAUCUUCCUAACCAACGAUGAAGUCUUUCAUGUUCAAUGUUUACUUCGUUAGUAGUACAAACUACAAAACUAUGUGUAAAACCUGAUUUCUGUUGCUCACUUUUUUAAGUUGUAGUUACACGAAAGAAUUGGCAACAUAAGAUUAUUAUUACUUUGUAACAAUGCCGUUUACAUUUUAUAGA
This is a messenger RNA of Ciona intestinalis (vase tunicate), 2531 nucleotides long. RefSeq names its product CWF19-like protein 2. Gene Ontology annotation, biological process: mRNA splicing, via spliceosome. Gene Ontology annotation, cellular component: post-mRNA release spliceosomal complex. NCBI's taxonomy places the organism in Eukaryota, Metazoa, Chordata, Ascidiacea, Phlebobranchia, Cionidae. The record is from RefSeq and is a predicted model, not a curated record.